This is a messenger RNA of Conger conger (European conger), 631 nucleotides long. Its product is annotated as disks large homolog 3-like. Gene Ontology annotation, molecular function: protein binding. The transcript has 5 exons. NCBI's taxonomy places the organism in Eukaryota, Metazoa, Chordata, Actinopteri, Anguilliformes, Congridae. The record is from RefSeq and is a predicted model, not a curated record. Bases 1 to 594 code for a protein of 197 amino acids.
AUGACCGCCGUCGCCAUGACCACCUACACUACAACCACCGUCUUCAUGACAGCCGUCGCUACUACCACAGUCACCACAACCACCGACCGUCGCCACGACCACAAUCACCGGCGGGCGCGGAACGGCGCGCUGGCGGGCGACACGUCCCGUCACACGCGGAGCGCGGCCGACAUCGAUCAAGAGGGUGUCGCCUGCUCGUUAGCGCCCGCUAAUGAGGUCGUCACGGCGACGGUGAUUGCAGACACUAACAUCAGCGCCAUCGCCAGUCAGGUGGAGAGCAUGUCCACCGGCCCCCGCCCAGAGACUCCUGCAGCAGAGGCUGAGCCCCCCCAGCCCAAGACCAUCACCCUGGAGAAGGGCUCUGAGGGGCUGGGCUUCAGCAUCGUGGGGGGGUUCGGCAGCCCCCACGGAGACCUGCCCAUCUACGUCAAAACCGUCUUCGGCAAGGGGGCAGCGGCGGUGGACGGCCGUCUGAAGCGGGGCGAUCAGAUCCUGUCGGUGAACGGGGAGAGCCUGGAGGGGGUGACGCACGAGCAGGCGGUGGCAGUGCUCAAACGCCAGAGGGGUGCGGUCUCCCUGGCGGUGUUGUCUUAACGCCGUCGCCGUGGGAACGCCGGCACCCAGGGCACGC